Rhagoletis pomonella (apple maggot) is the source of this 942-nucleotide messenger RNA. Its product is annotated as 110 kDa antigen. The transcript has 2 exons. The coding region runs from base 70 to 690 and encodes 206 amino acids. The record is from RefSeq and is a predicted model, not a curated record. NCBI's taxonomy places the organism in Eukaryota, Metazoa, Arthropoda, Insecta, Diptera, Tephritidae.
UAAACAGUCAAGCAGUCAAACGAAUUUCGAGCAAGUUAAACGUUCUUUUGCAAUUAAACAACUAUCAAAAUGAAGGCCUCUUUCACCAUUGCCGCUGUGCUUUGCGCCUACUUGCUUGUCCAAUCGGCCGUAGCAUUGCCUUUGUCUGCUGAAUCCAUUGAGAGCUCAGAGGUUGUGCAACAACAACAGCCAGAAGAGCAGAAACAGCCACAAGGACAAGGACAAGGACAUGGACAAGGACAUGGAAAUGGACACAAGAAGCAAUUGCCACCAAUUACCAUCGAUGCAGCAAUGCAAGCUUCGGCUCACAUCACCGUGCCAGAGGAAGUUGCCGAAGCUAUCGCCAAGCUGAUGUCCCAAUUGGCACAAGAGCAAGAGCACAAGCAUCAAAUGAACGAACCGCCACAGGAGGAACAACCACAGGCUGAUGAACCCCAAAAGGAUGAGCAACCAGAACAGGGUGAGGAACCCGAGAAGGUUGAACAACCAGAACAAGGUGAGGAACCAGAAAAGGUUGAGCAGCCUGAACAAGGUGAGGAGCCGUCAAAGGAUGAGCAGCCAGAACAAGGCGAGGAACCCGCAAAGGUUGAACAACCAGAACAGGGCGAGGAACCCGCAAAGGAUGAGCAGCCAGAACAAGGCGAGGAACCCGCAAAGGUUGAACAACCAGAAGAACCUGUUGAAGCUUAAAGGUGCUCAGUGCAAACUGUAUAACUGAGAAAUCUUUACUACGUUUUGAAUGUAUUCUGGAAUUUAGCUCAUUCACUCGAAAAAAUCGAGAACUAAACGAAAUUAUACAGUAAUUUUGAAAUAAAAUAAUUUUAAUAUUGCAAAAUGUCUGAACUUUUAAUUUUUUUUUUAAACGAACCCUUGACUUGCGUUCUUAAAGUAUCAAAUUCAUAGCGUUUAGUUAAGCUACUAAUAAAAGUUUAAUUAAGAAUU